AUGCAAAUUUUCGUCAAGACUUUAACAGGUAAGACUAUUACCUUGGAAGUUGAAUCUUCUGACACCAUUGACAAUGUCAAGUCAAAGAUCCAAGACAAGGAGGGUAUUCCACCUGAUCAACAAAGACUGAUCUUUGCUGGUAAGCAAUUGGAAGAUGGCAGAACUUUGUCUGACUACAACAUCCAAAAGGAAUCCACCUUGCACUUGGUUUUGAGAUUGAGAGGUGGUGGUAAGAAGAGAAAGAAGAAGGUUUACACCACCCCAAAGAAGAUCAGACACAAGCACAAGAACGUCAAGAUGGCCAUCUUGGGUUACUACAAUGUUGAUUCUGAAGGUAAGGUUACCAAGUUGAGAAGAGAAUGUCAACGUUGUGGUGCUGGUGUUUUCUUAGCCAACCACAGUGGUAGAUACUACUGUGGUAAGUGUCACUCUGUUUACACUUUCAAGACCGAAGCUUAA
Messenger RNA from Zygotorulaspora mrakii, 459 nucleotides. RefSeq names its product ubiquitin-40S ribosomal protein eS31 RPS31 fusion protein (gene RPS31). Gene Ontology annotation, molecular function: protein tag activity; structural constituent of ribosome; ubiquitin protein ligase binding. Bases 1 to 459 code for a protein of 152 amino acids. The record is from RefSeq and is a predicted model, not a curated record. NCBI's taxonomy places the organism in Eukaryota, Fungi, Ascomycota, Saccharomycetes, Saccharomycetales, Saccharomycetaceae. Gene Ontology annotation, cellular component: nucleus; cytoplasm; ribosome. Gene Ontology annotation, biological process: translation; modification-dependent protein catabolic process; protein ubiquitination. The transcript has a single exon.